Molecule: messenger RNA, 1936 nt
Organism: Pneumocystis carinii B80
Lineage: Eukaryota; Fungi; Ascomycota; Pneumocystomycetes; Pneumocystales; Pneumocystaceae
Exons: 17
Coding region: 46-1890 (614 amino acids)
Biological process (GO): lipid metabolic process
Molecular function (GO): triacylglycerol lipase activity
Source: RefSeq, a predicted model, not a curated record
UGAUCAUCAGAAAACCAGAGAUAAAAUGAUAAAACCAGGCAAAAAAUGAUAAAAACAGACAAAAAAAAGGGAAAAUAUGGAGCUUUAAGAUCAUUGGAAUCUAUUCCUGACUUUUAUGUUGAUUUCUGCAAUAUUAAUGAUAUAAAAGAGUAUGAAAAGUGCCUUUUUUCAUCAGAAACAUUAGAAACAGAUGAGGAGAUUAUGGAAUCAGUUGAUGAAAAGUGUCCAGUUUAUGAAUAUGUUCAGAAAUAUAAGAAAAUAGAGUAUAAUAAAAUUAGAAAAGGAACGGACGAGAAACGGGAGGGAUUUAUGCAUUAUCUUCUUCGAUGGCCUAUAGUGAUAUUUAUUUUUGGAUAUCUUUUUGUUUUGUUAAUUUUAUAUAUAAUAACGCGUUUUUAUAUAUCGUUAUAUGAGGGAUUGUAUAUAUGGAGAGGAGAAAGACAACGUCUUAGAAAAAGGCUUUAUACGGCAGAAUCGUACGCAGAAUGGAAGAAAGCGGCAUUAGAACUUGAUAGAUUUCUUGGGAAUGAUAAAUGGAUGGAAGAUCCGCAGUUUGAUUAUUAUGAUUACCAAUUAAUUAGUAAAGUGUCAAAAUAUUUGAAAACAUAUAGAGAAAAUGAAGAUAUAGAAGCUCUUAAGAGUGCAUUAGAAACAUGUAUCAAGCCUAAUUUUGGAGGCAUAGAAAACCCGUUACUAUAUAGCCAAACAUAUUUUGGGACAAAAUACUUAGCUGAAGGUUAUAUAACUGAAGUUGAAAAAUGUUUAAAAUAUAUAAUUAAUACUUCCAAAAUUUCAAUUGAAGAGAAACGAUCUUUUUUUGAACAUUUAACUAAGAAUUAUGGGAAUUCUGCAUUAUGUUUAUCUGGGGGUGCUACAUUUGCUUUUUAUCAUCUAGGCGUAAUCAAAGCAUUGCUUGACACGAAACUUCUCCCAAACAUAAUUACGGGAACUAGUGGAGGUGCUUUGAUUGCAUCAUUGGCCUGUACACGUACUGAUGAAGAACUUAUGGCUCUUCUUGUUCCAGAAUUAUCACACAAAAUUACAGCAUGUAACGAUAAAACACUUACAUGGUUAAAAAGAUGGUGGAAAACAGGCGCAAGAUUUGAUGCAGUGGAUUCUGCUGUUCGCUGCACAUGGUUUACUAGAGGAAGUACUACAUUUAUAGAAGCAUAUAAAAGAACUGGUAGAAUAUUAAAUAUAUCGGUAAUUCCUAAUGAUAUUCACUCUCCUCCAAAACUUUUGAAUUAUCUUACUGCACCUAAUACUGUGAUAUGGUCUGCAUUAAUAGCAAGUGCUGCUAUUCCUGGAAUUUUAAACCCAGUGCCUCUUAUGUCAAAAAAUUCUGAUGGUCAAUUAAUUCCUUAUAGUUUUGGUAAUAAAUGGAAAGAUGGAUCAUUACGAACAGAUAUCCCUACCCACUCAUUACAUAUAUAUUUUGAUGUCACAUAUUCAAUAGUGUCUCAAGUUAAUCCUCACAUAAAUACUUGGUUUUUUUCACCUAGAGGUUCAGUUGGUAAUCCUGUAGGCCAUAGAAAAGGUAAAGGAUGGAGAGGAGGAUUUCUUGGUAGUGCCAUUGAACAAUAUCUUAAGCAUGAUAUGUUCAAAUGGCUUCGUUUACUGAGAAAUCUCGAACUUAUGCCUAGACCUUUUGGCCAAGAUUGGGCUCACAUCUUUUUACAAAAAUUUGAGGGAAACAUAACAAUCCUACCAAAAACCAUAGCAUCCGACUUUUGGUAUAUAUUAACUGAUCCUGAUGAAAAACGCCUUAACCGAAUGAUACUUUAUGGACAAAAAGCUACUUUUCCAAAAUUAUUAUUUAUAUCCCAUAGAAUGAAAAUCGAAAAACUUAUUGAGCUUGGCCGUCUUUGUACACAAUCUCCAUAUACAUAAAGACCUAUUCAAAUAAUCCAUUCUGCACAUAAUUAGGUAAAAAACA